AUGGCUGCGACCGCCAUGACCCUGUUGGUGAGUGCGACCCCACCAGCAGAUCCCAGAGGGCCUGGAGAUGGUUACGUUACGAUCAGGAUGCUGGAUGUGAAUAAGAACAGCAAUAAUAUAGAUAUGAACGCGGUCAAAGUGUUGCUUGAGGUUCUAGGAGUCAUCUCUCCGGUACAGCUACUCUCUAUUUCUCACAUAUAUCACACUCUGUCUUCCACCUGCCUGGACAAUCCUCAAGACGGUAUGAUCACUGCUUGUCCAUGGGAUCCACGAGUCAAGGGUGAGUUCUUUCACCAAACCACAUUCAGCGUCGGACACUCUAUGGUCAAGAGCUUCAUCGAAGACAUCCAACAACUCAUUACACUAGAGACUAAAGCGUUGUGCGGAGUGGAGCUCUACAGCGGCGUCCUCAUGCGUAAUGUCAAGGCCUCUAGCCCUUACUUGGGCAAGCAGGAGGACGCUGUAGACUUCGACAUCACUUACUGUAAGGAGCAGGAUCCGCUGAGCCCGAGGCUAUACGAAGACGUGCUCGAAGAAAUAGAACAGAUGGUGCUAAUCAAGUACGGCACACUGCCUCAUUGGUGGAAGAAUGGGAAUUUGGCGUUCACUGGAGCGAUCAAAAGAUACAGAAAAGCCCAAGAAUUUUUGAAAGCGAAGGAGAUGUAGGAUCCACUGGGGCUGUUUUCUAGCUAAUGGACAGACCAAGUUCUUGGACUCAAGGACGGAGCGAGCAUAGUCAGGGACGGAUGUGCACUCGAGGGACUCUGCAUUUGUUCACAAGAUGCACACUGCGCACACAAGGGCUACUAUUGCAAACUCGGAAAAGUCUACGGAGAUGCUAGAGUUUGUACUCGAAUCGGUCCCAAAACCCAUUAG
Messenger RNA from Syzygium oleosum, 876 nucleotides. Its product is annotated as probable truncated L-gulonolactone oxidase 7, mitochondrial. Gene Ontology annotation, molecular function: D-arabinono-1,4-lactone oxidase activity. The record is from RefSeq and is a predicted model, not a curated record. Lineage: Eukaryota; Viridiplantae; Streptophyta; Magnoliopsida; Myrtales; Myrtaceae. Gene Ontology annotation, cellular component: membrane.